AUCGGUAAAUUUGCUGUGAAACGGGAUCCACUGGAACGAGCGGUACAGGGAUGCGGCAACGUUUUUGCAGGCGCUGCUGCAGCUACCCUGAUACCUUCUCCUUGAGAUACCGAAUAUAGAUAGCACCUGUGCCCCUCUGCUGAGAGUGAGAUCGUCGAUGGAGAAGAGGGGAGAGGAGGCGAACGUCCCUCUGCUGGAGCCUCGAGGAGAUGGCGGUAGCGGCAGCAGCAGCAAGGCGGAGCCGUCCUCGUCGCUGGGGCGUCGCGUGUGGGAGGAGAACAAGAAGCUGUGGGUGGUGGCCGGGCCGUCCAUCUUCACGCGAUUCUCCUCCUUCGGCGUGACCGUCAUCAGCCAGGCCUUCAUCGGCCACAUCGGCGCCACCGAGCUCGCCGCCUACGCGCUCGUCUCCACCGUCCUCAUGCGCUUCAGCAACGGCAUACUGCUGGGCAUGGCGAGCGCACUGGAGACACUGUGCGGCCAGUCCUACGGUGCCAAGCAGUACCACAUGCUGGGCAUCUACCUGCAGCGCUCCUGGAUCAUCCUCUUCGCCUGCGCUGUCCUCCUCCUCCCAGUCUACCUCUUCACCGAGCCGCUUCUCGUCACCCUUGGCCAGGAUCUCAAAAUCUCUGCUGUGGCCGGCACCAUCUCGCUCUGGUACAUCCCGGUCAUGUUCUCCUAUGUCUGGAGCUUCACGGUUCAGAUGUACCUGCAGGCGCAGAGCAAGAACAUCAUCAUCACCUACCUCGCCAUGCUCAACCUAAGCCUCCACCUAACUCUGUCAUGGCUCAUGACGGUCAAGUUCCAGCUCGGCCUCGCCGGGGUCAUGGGCUCCAUGGUCAUCGCCAUGUGGAUCCCGGUGUUUGGGCAGCUUGCUUUCGUCUUCUUCGGCGGUUGCCCUCUCACAUGGACAGGGUUCUCCUCUGCUGCAUUCACCGACCUUGGUGCCAUCAUCAAGCUCUCGCUAUCUUCUGGUGUGAUGCUCUGUUUGGAAUUGUGGUACAACACCAUAUUGGUGCUCCUCACAGGGUACAUGAAGAAUGCAGAGAUUGCACUUGAUGCCCUUUCAAUAUGCCUUAAUAUCAAUGGUUGGGAGAUGAUGAUCUCAAUUGGCUUUUUGGCUGCAACAGGAGUGCGAGUGGCAAAUGAGCUUGGAGCUGGAAGUGCAAGAAGGGCCAAGUUCGCCAUCAUCAAUGUGGUCACCACUUCUUUCUUGAUUGGAUUUGUGUUGUUCAUGCUCUUCCUUCUCUUCCGUGGAAGUCUUGCCUACAUAUUUACUGAGAGUCGAGCGGUAGCCGAUGCAGUUGCUGACCUUUCGCCUCUUCUAGCCUUCUCCAUUUUGUUGAACAGUGUUCAACCAGUAUUAUCAGGUGUUGCCGUUGGUGCGGGCUGGCAAAGUGUAGUGGCCUAUGUUAACAUUACAUCAUACUACUUGAUUGGCAUCCCUCUUGGAGCCAUACUAGGCUAUGUGGUGGGAUUUCAUGUAAAGGGCAUUUGGAUUGGCAUGCUGCUCGGAACACUAGUCCAAACUAUUGUGCUUCUGUUCAUAACAUUAAGGACCAACUGGGAAAAACAGGUGGAGGUUGCUCAAGAGAGAUUGAAGAGAUGGUACAUGGAAGAGAACAGAAGACUGCAAGGCUCGAGGGGAAAUCCUUGAACCGGCCCUUCAAAGUGGGGCAUUGUGGGUCGUAAAAAGGAUGUGCUCGGCGUUUGAGACUUUUCGGCAGAUACACACAUAUUUUAACCAUCUCAAGAAUGAAAUGAGGGAAUUUUAGCCUAUCCAGAUGGUUUUUUCUUCAUCAAAUGAGAAUGUAUUGGGUAUGUUCGUUCCUCUUCAAGCCAAGCAACGAAAUCGAUUGUCUGCAGUAGUGAUUCUCCAGAAGAAAAACACUACAUUAUUUCCAGUGGCACGGCAUAUGCAUGCGAGUCUAUGCUCACUAACUGCAAGUUUGGCAAAAAUGAUUCUCUGAAUUAAUUUUGGAGAAUGCUAGUGUUUCAUCAGAGCAGUGGUUGUGGUUUGGGCAUUUGUAACAUUUCGCAUGUGUAUACUUGCACAUAAUUAGUUGGGACAUGUGAACCCAUUGAACCCUUGUUUACUUA
Phragmites australis (common reed) is the source of this 2097-nucleotide messenger RNA. Its product is annotated as protein DETOXIFICATION 21-like. Gene Ontology annotation, biological process: xenobiotic detoxification by transmembrane export across the plasma membrane. Lineage: Eukaryota; Viridiplantae; Streptophyta; Magnoliopsida; Poales; Poaceae. Gene Ontology annotation, cellular component: membrane. The transcript has 8 exons. The record is from RefSeq and is a predicted model, not a curated record. Bases 158 to 1654 code for a protein of 498 amino acids. Gene Ontology annotation, molecular function: antiporter activity; xenobiotic transmembrane transporter activity.